GAGAGAGAUUGGUCAAUUCCGCGUCUGAUCGCUGUUUAAAAGGCUGUUUAAAAGCCAGUUCACUCUGUUUCGUAUCAGGUGCAAAAACAUGACAAAUCAAACCAAUUGAAUGUGUGUGUGAAAAUGGAAGUGUACGUGCACACGCACAAACAGAGCGCGGAUUGAAGUAAUUAACAAUUCUGCGCAAAAUAGAAAAAUUAGAGAGAGAAGCGGAGCGUAAAAUUGCGAAUUUAUCUUUAGAUCUUUUUUCCUUUUUUGUACAGAGCGGAAAACACGUGGGAGAUUACAGAGAAAAAGAACCAAAGCUCAACUGAAACGAACAGAUCUGGCGCGACUGAUCGCAAGAUUGCGAUUUGUCGAGUAUGACGAGACUUGAUAAGAGCGACUGUUAUUUUUCUAUGUCGUGUUCUAUGUUUCUCUUACUAGAAUGGCCAAGACAGACAUCUUCGAUAUUGAAAAAUUGAAAGAGAUUGAAUAUUUUUUUCAACACGUUUGAUACUAUCGAAAACGACUGAUCUAACCUGGCAAAAUGGACAAGGCAAAACAGAAAGAAUUAGAUCCCAAGAAACGGCUCAAGAUUCUCUCGGAUCGCGGUUCGAAGGUAGAAAUUGACAUCAAUAUUCCGCCCAAAAGAUAUUACCGCACUGGUGUAGAAAUGAUCAGAUUAGCAAACAUGAGCAUGAUGCAAGGCUCUUACGAGAAUGCCUAUGUACUAUAUUUAAAAUUUAUAACACUUUUUGUGGACAAAAUAAGAACACAUCCGCAAUAUAACACCGUAUCAUCCAAUGACAAGAUGACAAAUAAGCAAACUUUAAGAACUGUUAUACCUAGAGCAGAAGAAUUGAAGAAGCAAUUAUUGGAGCAAUAUCAGGAUGACUUGGAUAAGUAUUUGACGAGUUUGAAGGAGAGAGAAAGAAUUGAAAAGGAACGUUUGAGGCAAGAGGAGCUUCAAAGGCAAAAGGAAGAGGAAGAGAAAAGAAAUAAAAUGGCAGCUUUGGCCGCAGUUAGAGCAGCGAAGGCUGCAAACGUAGUAAUACCCGAAGAAAUAAAAAACAGGCCACCACCUACUAUAAUAAGUCCCUCAAAUGACGACAAAAUACCUAAAACUUCUAAGGAGAUAAAAACACCGACGGUAGAUCGUUCCACGAAGCCCUCUCUGUUAACGAGCGACGGAUUAUCUUUGCGCGAUGUUAUUUUACCAAAUAAAUUGAUGCACAAUUUUCUGUCGCUCGCUUUCAGCAACACAAUGAACAAUAUAGAGACCUGUGGUAUUCUGGCUGGCAGACUGGAGCGAAAUAAGUUGCUGGUGACACAUCUGUUGAUUCCAGAACAAACUGGCACACCGGACUCUUGUACCACAUACAAUGAAGAAGAUAUCUUUGAUUAUCAAGAUCAGCACAAUCUUAUAACUCUCGGCUGGAUUCAUACGCAUCCAACACAGACUGCAUUCUUAUCGAGCGUGGAUCUACACACGCAUUGUGCUUAUCAACUUAUGAUGGCAGAGGCAAUAGCAAUAGUUUGCGCGCCAAAGUACGAAGAAACGGGAUUUUUCAUUUUAACACCAGAGUAUGGCUUAGAUUUUAUUGCAAGUUGUAGAGAAACGGGAUUUCAUCCUCACCCCACCGAACCACCUUUAUAUACGAAAGCAAAACAUUGCAAAUUGGAUGUAACAGCAUUCAUCGAAGUUGUCGAUUUACGAAGAAAAUAAUUCUUCUCAGAGACAGGAUAAUUAUUCUAUUGAGAAGUAUUUUUAUAUUUAUAUUAAUUUAUAAUAUAUAUUAUAUUUGGCGGGUUUUAAAUACUUACCCGUAAAAUUAGCGCUGUACAUGUCUCUUCAAAUCGUUCUAUUUUUAUAAUAAUUAACUCCUAAAAUUGCAAUUCACACAAUAAAAAUCGCGAUUAGCGCGGAAUUAAAUAACACUAAAAAGCCACGACCAGCGAGUAAAUAUUUAUAUACAUAUAUAUACGUAUAUAUAACGAUAUUAAAAAUAUAUGAAUUAUGUAUUAUAUUAAUAUAACUAGGAAAAAAAUUACAUGUUUAUCUAAACUUACGACAAGAAAACUGUCUGUAACAUAUUGAUUGUUUCUGCUGAACAAAAAACAACAAAAUAGGUAAAAAAAGAUCAUUAUCAGAAAGUAGCACAAAGAAUUAUUGUCACUGAUUGAAAAAAUAUGACUAUAUUAUUACAAUCAAACCGAGGAAAAACAUUUAUAUAUAUUUAGCAAUAUAGUGAUAAAAACUAUGAAUAAUAUAUGCUCUCUUGCAUAUAAUAGUAUAACAACAAUCAUUGUAAUCAAAAAUUUAUUUAUACAAUUUAUAAAGUAUAAAUUUAUUUAUAACUUACAGUUUUUUAAUUACAUGUUCUCAAUUCUCAAGAGUAAAUAUAUAAGCAAAAGUAUGAUUUUAAGUAUAAGUUUUGUUAUAAUGUUUAAUAUUUUAAUUCAAACAAGAGAGAGGAGAAACAUUAUUAUUUUAUAUAUCGUUAUAAUAUAAAGU
Molecule: messenger RNA, 2497 nt
Organism: Pseudomyrmex gracilis
Lineage: Eukaryota; Metazoa; Arthropoda; Insecta; Hymenoptera; Formicidae
Product: STAM-binding protein-like
Exons: 7
Coding region: 530-1708 (392 amino acids)
Biological process (GO): protein K63-linked deubiquitination
Cellular component (GO): endosome; membrane
Molecular function (GO): K63-linked deubiquitinase activity; metal-dependent deubiquitinase activity; protein binding
Source: RefSeq, a predicted model, not a curated record